Messenger RNA from Salarias fasciatus (jewelled blenny), 2137 nucleotides. RefSeq names its product stonustoxin subunit alpha-like. The transcript has 5 exons. NCBI's taxonomy places the organism in Eukaryota, Metazoa, Chordata, Actinopteri, Blenniiformes, Blenniidae. The coding region runs from base 118 to 1866 and encodes 582 amino acids. The record is from RefSeq and is a predicted model, not a curated record.
AUCACCACUCAGACUGUCUGCUGAAGCCUGGAAGUCAAUAAGACUCACCUGUUCAGCUUCAUCUGAAGAGCGCCACCAGAUAAACUGCACAGAAGCGUGAAAUAAUUUUUCAACAACAUGAAAAUACAUCGUCACCAAAUACAGCCGGUUGAAGACGUGGCCUCGGCCGUGACCUCAGACGCGACCUCAGACAUGGCGGUGGCUGCUCUUGGUCAACCUUUCACCCUCGGGAUGCUCGUUGACGCUCGCAAAGAUCGACUGACUCCGGGCUUUUUGCUGUGGGACGAUAAAACCAUACAAGAAAACACAGAGGUGACGCCUCACUACAGCAGUAAAACCUCAAUUUCUACGUCCGACUCCACUGAAUCCAAGACGUCUCACCUCGAUGUCGACGCCUCUCUGAAAGCCAGUUUCCUGGGCGGUCUGAUAGAAGUUAAUGGAUCUGCCAAAUACCUGAAUGACCAGAAGAAGUUCAUCAACCAGAGCAGAGUGACCUUUCAGUACAAAGCUACCACUAACUUCAAACAGCUGUCUCUGGCUCAUCUUGGCAACAUGGAUCCACAACAGAUGAGUGUGAUUGAGAAGGGCUUUGCAACACACAUUGUCACCAAGAUCCUUUAUGGGGCAAAUGCUUUCUUUGUGUUUGACAGUGAGAAGUUGGACUCGAGCAGCGUGCAGAAAAUGGAGGGCAGCAUGGAAGCUGUCAUCAAUAAGAUUCCCUCCUUCACUGCUGAGGGAAAAGUCAAGAUCAAGCUGACUGAAGAAGAAAAAUCUCUCAUUCAGAAGUUCUCCUGCAAAUUUUAUGGAGACUUCAUUCUUGAAAGCAACCCUGCAACAUUUGUAGAUGCAGUGAAGACCUUUGCAGAGCUGCCGAAGCUGCUGGGAGAACAUGGAGAGAAAACCGUCCCGGUGAAGGUCUGGUUGAUGCCACUGAAGAACUUAUCUCCAAAAGCUCCUGAUCUUCUGACAGAUCUCAGUGUUGGUCUGGUGAGGAGAGUUGAAGAAACUCUGGAAGACGUGAAGCAGAUGGAAUCCAGAUGUAAUGAAUCUCUGGUCGAUGGAGUGGGAGAGGAUUUCCCACAGAUUCAAGAAGACCUGCAUCAUUACCAGAAGCUGUGUAAUUACUACACAUUUAAUCUUCAACAGACCCUGGAGAAGAAGCUUCCCUCCAUCCGUGAAGGCAAAGAGGAUGAGAGCUCACUGAGACAACUCUUUGACAGCAGAGACUCAUCACCGUUCAGUCAUGAAAACCUACUGAAGUGGCUGGAGGGUAAAGAGAGAGAAAUCAACGUCAUCAGGUCCUGUGUAGAAAUAAUGGAGGGAGUGAAGUUCGUCCACAAUCAGUCCGAACUUGAUCGAGAAGUUCUCAGUCCAGGUGUCCAACAUACUCUGUGCUUUGUUUUCACCUCUUUGGAAAGUGCUGACCCCUGUCUGGAUGCAAUGGAUCAAUACCUGGAUUCAUUUCAACCCAGAAGCACCAACGAUGUCCCGUGGUACUACUCAGAUGAAGUCCUAACCAGAAUGAGAGAAAAAGCCAGAACCUUCCAUGAUCUCGCCAACAUGCACAAGACUGACUCAAACUUUCGCUUCCUUGUAGCAGCCAUCGAAAAUAAGAAAUACACGGGGGAAAGCAUCUACUACUACAAGGAUGGCCUUCUAGUCACUGAUGAUUUUUCCAAACCAGACUUUCCUCCAGCACAAAUCAGAAACGGAGAUGAUCUGAUCUGGUACACCAGUGAAGAGCGACAGUCCUUCAUCGACAGCCUGAAUCUGACCCAGGGGGUCAUGAAGGUCUCACACGGAGGGGAACAGUCUCAUCCUGAAGACCCCAAGAGUUUUGAUCCAUUCUCACUCUUCAUGUCCUGAGACAGAGAUUUAUUUAACACCCAUCUGAUCUCAUUAACACUCAUCAGUUUGUUGUGAGAAUUAUCAUGUUACAAGUUUGCAAAGAUUUUAUGUUAUGCAUAGGGCUGCAGCUAUCGAUUGUUUUAGUAGUCGAUUAAUCUAUUGAUUCAGUUGGUCGAUUAAUUAAUUGGAUUUUAUAUAUAUAUAUAUAUACAUAUAUUUGUUUUUGUUUUCUUACAUUUCUUUUUAUUUUAUUUUGAGAAGCAUAAAACUCACCACUGACAAAAAAAAA